UGAAAACUAAAACUGGAAACUGAUUAUGACAUGUUACCAAGUAUAUUUUCCAUGUGAAUGACUUUCUGUUAACAAUAAAGCAAAAGUCUGGUCACAUGAAGUUCUUGUACAAGACCUACAGCAACAUCAUCUUCACAAACCUAAUUUUGACCCAGCAUUUUAUCUCUUGACUGUCUGUCCUGAUCUUUAUCGGAUGAUAAGUCUUAAGUUGUCACCAAUACAACAUUUUGGACAGACGGUUGGUGGGGAGCCAUGCUUAGCUAUGAUUCUGAAAGAUCGGACCCUCAGCACAUGACACAUGAUUGUGGGAAAGAUACCAUCAGAUACAUCCUGCUACAGGUGCUCGCUCCAUAUAAACUCACAUUGACAGUAAUCUUGCAAGUCUGCUGGUCCCUAGUGUCUGAAAAAUCAUUUUUAGACUCAUAUUCGUGUGGUGAUUUACAACCAACCAGUUUGAUUUGACAGAUGACAUGGGGUUUAUUUGAUAUGAAUCUGGUUCAUCCUAAGGAGGGCUCAGUCUUUUUCUAGAUUUAUGGAUUUAAAAUAGCAAAGAAUGGAGAAGAUGUAUGGCGCAGGGCCACCUGCCAAGCUUUUCCCAUCUAGGCUGGUUUUGUUGGUGGAAGGCAAGCUUUGCUAUGUUUGGUCAGCUGAUAGUCGGCAGCCCUAGUCAGCAUUUUAUGUGCCACUCUCAUUGGCUGUGCAGAAAAUGUGUGUGAACGUGUUUGUGAGGGAUUGAGACAUUCUUGAAAAACAGAUGUGCUGAAUAAUGCUGUAAUGGUAAUCUCUCAAAUACCAUGAUAAUCUUUCUCAUUUUUCUUGCUCAGAGACGGAUCUUUUCUAGUCUUCUACUUUUAUUCAAACUUUUAAGUGCAGUUUUGAUGGCAAAGCUAUUUCUGAUUUGUUAAAGGAUCAUAGCCAUUUAUGUUUUCUAAAUAUUGUAGUAAACAUUCAUUAUUGCUUUAUUGCAGUAGUCAAUCAGAAACAUUAACCGUCAUAAUCAUAAAUCGGACCCAACAUCAGCUGUGUUCAGUAUGGAAUACUAGUGUACACUGCAUACUUCCUACUAUUUUGUAAACUAUUUUUUAGUUUAAACACCACCCCACAGCCGAUUUCACUGGUCAACUCAAUCAUGCAGCAGGCAAUCAGCACUGUUGCUGACCAAUGAAAUCUUUAGAAUCGUCUGUGGGGCGGGGAUGGUAGCUUUGGUAGUCUAAUUUUUGCUAUUUUGAUCAAAGAGUCGGCUCAUUAAAAGGUCAGUCUGUGUGUAUUGAGUUGAGGGAUAGAAAAUUAUAUUGCUGCAAAAUAAAUCAAAAUUUAUAUGACAUCACUGUACGACAGCAGAAAUAUUAAUAGUGUUCUCAACAUCACUUUUGCAUCAGUGUAUUGGCGGUGAUGGCGCUACCUAUUAGUAAUGAGGAUCCCAUUCGGGACUGUGUAUGACCACAUAAAUAUAGACCAACAUUUCAACCAAAAGUGAAUACAAAAGACAUGAGAAAGGAUGAGUAAUAUAUGAGCAGUUCCACAUGGUAAUUUUGGCCCAUUUAAUUAAAUACCCACCUCUUACUGUGUCUGACAUGCCUCAGCUUGCUAAUGGUGGCCCACACCCCAGCGAAGCAGACACUGGAGGAGAAGAGUUCACUAACAAAUGCAACUUGUUGUUCAUUUCUGAAUUAAGAACAAAUGUGUUUCAGAAAGCUUUUGGUAAUACAAAGUGUGAUGGAGUAAACGUGGGCUAUUGGGAGAAAUUAUUGAAACAAAUAGAGAGACUCUCAGACUCUGGCCAUAGUGAAUCAGAGUGGGAGGGGUGGAGCUUCAGUACAACAGGAAGUGACACAAUGUCAUGGUGUUAAAAGUUGUGGUGAUUUAAACUAAACUAUUAAACACUGGGAUUUCCUACAAAUGUCGCUUCUCUCAGUAUUUAUGAGUGAUCAGUACUCAGUUUUUCAGACUGCACGGUUGAAAGGGAUAUGUGCAAGUGUUACUGUGAUUUACUCCCCUAACUUUCUGACAUACUCACUGGAUUUGCAUGAUACACACACACAAUGCUGCAUGGUAUCAUUAAGCAGCAUUCAAAGCAUUCUAGUAGUGAUGCACCGAAAUAACUAUUUUUAGAAAUUAUUGAUUAUUGGCUAACUGAACUAGGGAUCCUGUUCUCAGGUUAUAAAUUCUAAAGUUCUUUGGAAACAUGCGCCUCUUGAUGUUUCAGCCAAACAAAUUUGACGUUGCUAAUCUAGCAGCAUUUUUGGUCACGGUGAAGUGCGUCCACACUGCUGACAUGUUAACCUGUCGUAGCUUAUCCACACUGGAUGCAAGAAAUAGAUGCUGACACUGUCAAAAACCUUAUCAUCGGAGAACCCUUGUUUUGGCAGAAUUUUCACCACAAUCAAAAAAAAAUAAUUUGUUUAUUCUCACCUGUUUGGCAUUACUGGAGCCAAGAAGAGGCUGGUUUCAGGUUUACCAGACUCAAAUUGGACAUGUUUCUUAAUGGUCAUAAACACAACACUUAGCUAAAGCACAGAUGCCACAAAGAAAAAAAAAAAAUUUUCUUAGGGGGCAGUACAUGAAAUGUUUGUUGUGUUCAAAAGGUCAACAGCAAAUAUUGUGUUUUGACCUUUUGCUUCUCUUUGCAUUUAGGGGCAGGCCUGUUUUUGAAAAUGAAUUAUUUUCCAUUUGUACUUGCUAGAAUAUAUAUUCUCCACAAAAAAAAGCUUUCUUUAAUAUGAGUAACAGUUCUUUAGUAUGGGUAAGGCCAAUACGCAAUUUCACCAUACUACUAACUGACAGUAUGUUUAAUGUUAUCUCAGUGUAAUUAACAUGAGUUUAAUAACCAAAGUAGUAGGCCUGUUUAAAUUGAAAGGACUGUAGGAUGUUAAUCUUUUAAAUGGCUUUGCUGCAUACAGUUCCCACAGGAAGUGUGGCUGGGGAGAGAGAGUGAGCGAGAGAGACAGCGACGGGGUUAAAGACCCGUGUUGAAAAAGUAGGAAGUGGCUGUGGGAGCCAGUCUGCUUUUGGAGGCUGGAGUUAUUGGGGCCAGAACAGCACACAGAGUCCUCGUGCUGCACACACGUGACAGGCUCUUUGACUCUUCCAGCUCCGUCACCUUGGAAACUGCAAGUAAUGUUGCUGCUGCUUUCCCAUCCUCCUGUGCCAGACGAGUAGUUAGGAAAGAAACUGACCUUCACAGAUCCAACCUUUGGACAUGCCGACUAUACAGCUUGUCAACCUGCUGACACACUACAGUCUUCGGGAUGAGGUUUCCAAAAAAAGUGAUCAGGACAGGAAGUAUUCUCAGCAAGGACCAUCCCCCAGACAAAAAGCCCAAAAGCGACAAGGCGUCAAUCCCCUCCUCACAUGAGUUUGACCCCACAGGGCUUGUGCAGCGUUGUGUUAUCAUCCAGAGAGAUGAGAAUGGCUUUGGGCUGACAGUGAGCGGCGAUAACCCUGUGUUUGUACAGCUUGUAAAAGAGGAUGGAGCUGCCAUGCGAGCUGGUGUUCAGACAGGUGACCGGAUCAUAAAGGUCAAUGGGACAUUAGUUACACAUUCAAAUCAUGUAGAAGUUGUCAAGCUAAUAAAAUCGGGCUCCUACGUGGCCCUAACAGUGCUGGGGAGACCGCCGGGUUUGCCUCAGAUCCCCCUCUCAGACGGCGAGGGGGAGGAGGGGCCUCUCUUCUCGCUCACCUUCCCUCACUCCCCGGGGCCUAUCGGUCCAGACCGCUCAUCUUCCUCCCCCAGCCCCCCGGAGCGCAAACCGACCCCUCUUCCUGUAUGGGCCAUGACGGAGGAGCACAGCAGGAACCCUACAACUAAACUACUGAAGGAAAUCCAGGACGCCAAGAAGCACAUUCCACAGCACCAGGAGCAGCUCAGCAAGCCCACUGGGACUGGACAGGAUGGCUCCUUAUCGCCAAGGCCACGAGAAGGAGAGCAGGAGGAUGGAGGGGGAGAUUUGGAUCGGCCCUCUUCCUGGCAGGGUGAUGCUGGAAUGGAGCCACCGUGGACCAACAAUACCACAACUCCUGUUACUCCCAGUCCUGUCCCAGAGAGCCCAUGCCAAAGAGAGACCCCGUCCCACAGCCCAAAGACCACACCCCGAGACAGCCUCAACUCCUGUCCUUCACCGGACGCUGAAGACACACCUGACCUUGAUUCUCAGUCGAGUGUGGGGAGCCCCUCCUCUCGUCCGGUAGCACACAUCAUUGGUGCUGAGGAUGAAGACUUUGACACAGAGCAGGAACAGAUGAAUGGCCAGUGUAGCUGUUUUCAGAGCAUAGACCUUCUGAAGUCUCGGCCUGCUCACCUGGCAGCUUUCAUUCAUCACGUGGUCUCUCAGUUUGACCCUGCGCCGCUGCUGUGCUACCUCUAUGCUGAACUUUACAAACAGACCAGCUCCAAAGAGACACGACGAAUACUCAUGGAUACUUUCUUCAUAGACAAAACAGCUAGCUUGAAAGUGACAGUGCCCGAAUCCAUCAUCGCUGACCUGGAACGUACUGCACACUCAAUUAAUGCAGAACGGAAGAGGCCGGAGCCCAACUCAGAGGACGUCCACCGACAGUAUGUGCAGCAGCUGCAGGACACACUUCUGCCUGACAUCCAGAAGAACCUAGAAGACUUCAAGCACAAGCGCAGUAUGGGUUUGACCCUGGCUGAAGCGGAGCUAGCCCGUCUGGAUACAGAGAGAAUGAGAGACCGUGUGGCUCUUGAAAAAGAGCGAUCCUGUGCAGAGCACAUCAUCUCUAAGAUAGAAGAUGUACUAUUGACGUCACAGGCCACAGAGGAAGACAAGUGUAGCACCAUGCAGUUUGUGAUACUGUCGUAUAUGAAGCAGCUCGGUGUAAAAGUGAAGCACAAGCCCAAGCUAAUGAAUCUUUUCCCUAAGAAAAAAAUGAAAGGUAUAAAGCCAGAGAAAGAUGGAAGUGAGGAGAAAUCGAAGAAAACAAGAUUUCCGAGUGUUUUUCCUCAGAGACGGCCGAGCAGGAUUGACCCUUCAUCACUCAGCAAGGCUCUGGAGCCGAGGCAGCGUCCGACCAAGCCUCAGCUGCCAUUGGGCGCUGGAGAGCAGGCAGACGGGUCGUCUCCUCCCGUACGGGGCAGUCAGUCCAGUGAGGGCUCAGAUGGCACCACUGCCCUGGUCACAUUGCCCCCUUACAGUGCUCCACCAGCACAGGGCACAGACUGCAUCAGCCGAGAGUCGGAGACUGGUGGACCUCCCUUUUCUGCAGUUCCCAGGCUGGGUGACGGUGUUGUCCCGGGAGAUUCGCAGGACUCGUCCUCUUCAAACACUCACUUUGACUUCAGCCCCUGUACACUGGAGCAUCUACAGGAGGAGGAAGCUGAGACAGAAAAGGCGCAGGACACCGGCACCCCCAGGUCUGACAAGAGCAGGAUGGAGCCGCUGGGCUCUGGAGAGGUGCAGAGUGAAGAUGAUCAGUGUGUUGAGGUGGAGCUAGAGCCUCCUAACUGGCAGACGCUGGUGAGCAGAGACGUCCUGUCCACACUUACCCCUCAGGAAAUCAAGAGACAGGAAGUCAUCAACGAGUUGUUCUACACAGAGAGAGCACACGUUCGAAUGAUGAAGGUUCUGGAAAAUGUGUUUUACCAGCCGCUGAUCAGAGAGGCCAUCCUGCCUCCUGCAGACAUCAAAAACAUCUUCAGCAACCUUGAGGAGAUCGUUCAGCUGCAUGUGUCUUUAACGGAACAAAUGACUGCAGUUCGGAAGAAAAAUGAGACUGCGCUCAUUGACUCAAUUGGAGACGAUCUGCUUUCCUGGUUCAGUGGGGAAGAGGAGGCAAAGAUCAAGAGAGCUGCAGGCACGUACUGCAGUAAUCAGCCUUUCGCCCUGGAACUCAUCAAGAGCAAACAGAAGAAAGACCAGCGCUUCAGCUCCUUCAUACAGGAGGCGGAGAGUAACCGUCAUUGUCGGAGGCUGCAGCUGAAGGAUAUUAUUCCUGUUGAGACUCAAAGACUCACAAAGUAUCCCCUCCUGCUGGAGAACCUCGCCAAAUACACGGAGGAUCCUGAAGAGAGAGGUAAAGUGAAACAGGCUGGCGAAUGCUGUCGAAAUAUUCUCACUCACGUCAACCAGGAAGUGAAGGAAGCCGAGAACAAACAGAGGUUGGAGGACUACCAGAGACGACUGGACCUGUCCUCACUGAAACAGAGCGAGAACCCCAUGAUCGCCGAGUUUAAGAACCUGGACUUGACUAAGAGGAAGAUGGUGCAUGAGGGACCGCUGUCCUGGAAGGUCAACAAAGAUAAAACUAUUGAGCUGUACACAUUGCUGCUGGAGGAUAUAUUGGUGCUACUUCAAAGGCAAGAUGAGAAGCUAAUCUUAAAAUGCCACAGUAAGAAUCUGGCGGGCACUGCUGAGACCAAACACAUCUUCAGCCCUAUCAUCAAACUCAGCACUGUGAUGGUGCGCUCCGUCGCCACCGACAACAAGUCAUUCUUUGUGCUCUCUAUGUCUGAUAAUGGAGCCCAGAUCUAUGAACUAAUGGCCCAGACCGUAUCUGAGCAAAAGACGUGGCAGUGUCUGAUAACACACAGAGCAGACUGCAUGAAGACCAAACUACACAACAUCUUUCCAUUACCUCAGACAGAUGGGGAACGUGAAGCGGUCGAGUUGAUGAACUCUGGUGUUCAGAAACUAAACAAAGACUCGGAGCCCAUUUCUUUAGUGAGCAUUCAGUCUCCAGAAAAAGAUUGCACUGAGGUCAUGCCAACCCCGCCAUGUAGCACCAACCCAUUUGAGACCAAAUCUGAUGAGGAGGAUGAAGAAGAAGAAAAUACACUACAGGAUCAAGCUGAGGAUGAUGACACGUUCGUGGCGGCCGAUAUGACCGAUCGACUGACAUUCCUGAAGCAGCGCUCGAGGCUGGGCAUCGCCAUAGACGAGGACGAGGCUGAGGCCUUUGAGCUCCAGCCACUCAGAGCCGAUGAAGCUCUCAGAACACUGGCAACACUGAGGCAGCUCCUGAUCAACCACAUGUCCAGUCAGGAGGACACAGACAGAGAUGGCGAAAGACGAGAGCAACAGGAAGAUGUGGCGAGGACGGGCUCUCAUCAGGGGUCAGAGGACAGCACUGCGAUCAGCUCCACUGUUGAGAACGGCUCAGACAGGGGCGAGAACAGAGGGGAGAACGCACAGGAACUGCCCUCCGGAGACACAGGCUUCUUUGAGACAUCUGAGGAUUGUGUCUCAGCAGGCAGUUACAUGGUGCUGGAGGUGUGUGGCGGCUCAGGGGAGAGCAGCACAGAUGAUGACGUGCAGGGCAGCAGCGGGGAGCCAGUGGCCGGGGGAGACUCAGGCAUUGACUUGAAGAAGCUCCUGUCGUCCUCCUCUCAGAGCAGCGGAGGACCAAACCUCAACAGACGGAUCAUGACACACAUACGUCUACUACAGGCCAACCUGCAGCAUCUGAAGGAUACAGAAAUCAAGUAUAAUCAGCUACGCCAAAGGCUAUCAGAGGAAACAGCUACUGACACAGAGGAAAACAAAGAUAAAAGUUAGUGAAGCAGAUCUCUCUUUCUGUUUAUUGAGACGGGAGGAGACACAGAGACACUGGGCUGCUUCAGCCCUGCUCCUCCACAAACAAUGCUCAUGCAUGGACAGAGACAGAUCUGGAGUUUCUGUUCACGCUCACUGUACAGGACGACCCCAGUCACUCACUCCAAAUCUCUGUCCAUCUGCACACCAGCAUGGACAUGGUACACUGAGUAAGACUGCUAUGUAAGGACGUUUCAUCACCUCUCACUCCACCAUCUGCAUUCACAAAACAGCAAACCUCCGUCACUAUCAAAACCAGGAGGGAUGGAAAAGAAAACCACGAGGUUUGAAGUAAACUUAAGAGUGGAUCUACAAAACUUCCCCAUGUUGCAUGACAUUUCUUCAUGAAGUUUGAUGAUGUUAGAGUUAAUAUUAACCAAUGGCUACAGCAUGAGUGGUCACAUGACCUUUACUAAGGUAGCUCCACAGAUCUUUGACCUUAUUAGCAUAAUAAUGACGAACAGAUAUUUACAUAAACCGAAUGCCUGACUUCCGUUUCGAUACGGCGUGCGGUAUAUGUGAUUCUACGAUGUAGAAACCACGUCUGACAACAUUGGUGAGUUGGGUGAAAAACUUCUGAUUGAAGUCCUGUACCGCUAGAGCAUGUGCGGAGAAUAUUAGCUAACACGUGAGCCUAAAAUGAGACGUCUCAGAAUGGAACUGGCAAUGUUUGCUGACUGAUGAUGAAGGCUAAAACUAGUAAGGUAAUGGGUCUGAGGAUGGGCUGAUGAUUGUGGUGGUGUCUCUCCUCAUUCCUCCUCUCUUAAUAAACCACAUUAUUCGCUAUUUAAUGAAGCUACUGAAAGCGUUUUCUCUGGCUUGCGGCCACGGGAAAACCGGACCUUUCGUAAUGUCAUCGGGUCGAGCUGAUGCGACACAUUUAAGGCAGCUCGGCCCGAUCCGUCUUUCGGAUUUUCUUGGUUUUGAGAAUGAAGUUAAAUAGAAAGAAGCUUCAAUGCAGGAACUUGAUGAAGACCCUUAAUGGUCCGUUUUAAAUGUAAUGUAUUGUACAAUUAUGACCAACACUGCAUCUCUUACAGAGACACUUUUCUUCUUUUGCGUUCUAAAGCGUUCAGUCAUGUAUUAUUUUAACAGAAACUACUAAAAUAAAGAAGAAAAAUAAAAGACUGCAAGGUAUCCUUUAAUAUUAAUGUAAUCUGUAUUUUUAUUAUUCUGUCUAGACAUUUGAGGUAUUUUAUUAUAUUAUUGAACAUUAAUAUGGUCUUGGCUUUCCAUUGAGAACAUGAAAUAGUUCUAAUAGACAAGAUUCUAUUAAAUUUGAAUGAACUGAUGUAUUGUUCAAAAUGGAACGAAGAUAUUGCACAUUAUGUCUUCAUUUUAUCACAUUUACCUUUUGAGGAGAGUGGGAAGAAUAUUUGGUUUUGGAUUUAUGACCAAAAAGGAAAUUACACAACAUCUGUAGCAAAAUGUAUUAAAUAAACUGGAAAUGCAAAUGGUAA
Messenger RNA from Cyprinus carpio (common carp), 9007 nucleotides. It is a transcript of the gene arhgef12b, whose product is annotated as Rho guanine nucleotide exchange factor (GEF) 12b. Bases 3249 to 7511 code for a protein of 1420 amino acids. Gene Ontology annotation, molecular function: G protein-coupled receptor binding; guanyl-nucleotide exchange factor activity. The record is from RefSeq and is a predicted model, not a curated record. The transcript has 39 exons. Gene Ontology annotation, cellular component: cytoplasm. NCBI's taxonomy places the organism in Eukaryota, Metazoa, Chordata, Actinopteri, Cypriniformes, Cyprinidae. Gene Ontology annotation, biological process: G protein-coupled receptor signaling pathway.